Brachypodium distachyon (stiff brome) is the source of this 1348-nucleotide messenger RNA. RefSeq names its product calmodulin-beta. Lineage: Eukaryota; Viridiplantae; Streptophyta; Magnoliopsida; Poales; Poaceae. The transcript is spliced from 2 exons. Bases 428 to 1273 code for a protein of 281 amino acids. The record is from RefSeq and is a predicted model, not a curated record. Gene Ontology annotation, molecular function: calcium ion binding; enzyme regulator activity.
AUUUUUCAAUUUUGUUUAUCUCACAAUUGUGAAUUUUUAUAGACACGUACUUGCGCAAGAACGAUUUAACCGAUGUCAUUAUGGUAAUGAUUUAACCGAUGUAACAUGAGUUUUAUAACAUGAAAAUUAUACAUGUAGACGGUAAGAGUAACACACACUCAUAUAAGUUUUUCUACUGUUAAUUUUUAAAACUUUAAAAUAUAAUUUUGAUAUCAUUAUUUUUGAAAGCCGGGGUUGGCUAGAGCGUGGGAGCCAAAAGGGGUUCCCUAGGCUAGCUAAGCUAAUUUUGGCCAACACAUGCAACAAGGAACCAAGGAACCAACAAACCAAGAAAAAGGCGCAGGUUACGAGGCGGCGGGGGAUUUGGUUUGGCGGCAAAUCGCCGGCCAGCCGGACGAAUCCAUCGAUCGAGUUCUUGAACGGAUGAAUGGAUGAGCUGUCCCAGGAGCAGCUCGACGAGUUCCGCGCCGCAUUCAGCCUCUUCGACAGGGAUGGCGACGGUAACCUAUAUACUUCUUCCUCUGUUCCUUCUUCUUCAUCCUCCUCUGUUCCAUGGAUGAAGGGAUUGAUUUGGGCAGGGACGAUCACGCUGGAGGAGCUGGGGACGGUGAUGCGGUCGCUGGGGCAGCGGCCGACGGAGGCGGAGCUCCGCGACAUGAUCGCGGAGGUGGACGCGGACGGCAACGGCGCGGUGGACUUCGCCGAGUUCCUGGCGCUGGUGGACCGCAAGUUGCUCGACGCCGAGGACGACCUCCGCGACGCCUUCCGCGUCUUCGACGCCGACGGCAACGGCUUCAUCUCCCUCGACGAGCUCCGCCGCGUCAUGCUCGACCUCGGCGAGCGCCUCUCCGACGAAGAGCUCGCCCAGAUGCUCCUCGAGGCCGACGGCGACGGCGACGGCCAGAUCAACUACUCCGAGUUCGCCAAGCUCAUGAUGUCCAAGCUGGAGCUGGCGGGAUCGAAGCCGAUGGUGCCGCCGCUGUUCAAGAACGGGAUCCGGGUGUGCCGCUACCUGCUGGCGUUCCGGAUCUUGCAGGUCGGCCGGAACGUCGUCCGCCGCCGCUACAGGAGCGGGCCCAUGGACUGGAUGAGUGGGCCCAUUUUGAAAGUCAUGAGCGGGCCGUUCGAGAAGGUGCUCACCAGGCCCACGGAGAAGGAGAGGAGCGGCCCGUUGGAGGAGGAGAAGGAGAAGGAGAAGAGCGGCCCGUUGGAGGAGAAGAGCGCCGGCGGCGACCACCGGAGACGAUGCGGCACCUCAUGUACCAUCCUCUGAAUUCACUUCAGAUUAUAAUUCUCAGGUUUUCCUUUUUCACAGCUUACCGUGGGAAUGAAAUGAAUUGGUGGCCAA